UUUUUUCUCUCUCCUUCUCCAUUUCCAGCUGUUUUUUGGAGCACGCAGGAAGAACCAGGGAAGUUCUCCACCAAUUGUUUCGGUCCUGAGAGGAGCUCGGCGGUCGGACCCUCCCUCCUUCUAUCUCUCUCCCCUCUCUCUCCUCUGUCUCUCUCCCCCUCUCUCUCCUCCCCUUGUUGUGACAGAGCACACCUGCUUGAUCUUGGCUGCACGUGCACUGAGUCCAAUUACCCCAUAGGCCCUCGCAGCCACUUCACAGUCUCAUCCCCCCAAUCGACUGGAUUUUUGGGAGACAAGCUCAUCUCGCACUUAAACUAUCCUUGCCUUGCUUCAACUGAGAACAGGCUCCCUGCUAGCAGCACCAUGAGGUCGGCCUGUCUCUCUCUGCUCCUGGUCACCGCCUGCUGGGCUCUGCCCUUCCACCAGACCGGCUUUUUAGACUUCAUGAUGGAGGAUGAGGCGGGAUCAGGUAUCCAUGAAGAGACACCAGAGAUCUCUCGUCAGGUUCCUCCAGUCGGGGGUUCGCCGGAAGGACCCAAGUGCCCCUUCAGAUGCCAGUGCCACCUGCGAGUGAUCCAGUGCUCUGACCUCGGUCUGAAGACAGUUCCUGAGGACAUCCCCGCUGACACCACCCUGUUGGACCUGCAGAACAACAAGAUUACUGAGAUCAAGGAGAAUGACUUCAAGCACCUGAAAGGACUACAUGCUCUGAUCCUGGUGAACAACAAAAUCAGCACCAUCCACCCCAAAGCCUUCAGUCCUCUAUCCAAGCUGCAGCGUCUCUACCUGUCUAAGAACAUCCUGAAGGAAAUGCCCGCCAACAUGCCCAAGAGCCUGCAGGAGCUGCGUAUCCACGAGAACGAGAUCUCCAAGAUCAAAAAGGCCUCCUUCCAGGGCAUGUCCCAUGUCAUCGUGAUGGAGCUUGGGUCCAACCCUCUGAAGAGUGCAGGAAUCGAGGCCAAUGCUUUCGCUGACCUGAAGAGGGUCUCUUACAUUCGCAUUGCAGACACGGACAUCACCGAGAUCCCCAAAGGUCUGCCCAGCUCUCUCUCUGAGCUCCACCUGGAUGGGAACAAGAUCUCCAAGGUGACCGCUGGCAACCUCCAAGGCUUGAAGAACCUGGCCAAGCUGGGUCUGAGCUACAAUGAGAUCAGCUCAGUGGAAAAUGGCACUCUUGCUAACGUUCCCCACCUGCGAGAGCUUCACCUCGAUAACAACGCUCUCAUUAGUGUUCCUGCUGGCCUGCCCGACCACAAGUACAUCCAGGUGGUCUACCUCCAUGCCAACAAGAUUGCAGCUGUGGGAACGGGAGACUUCUGUCCUCCUGGCCUGAACCACAAGAAGGCCAUGUACUCUGGCAUCAGCCUGUUCAGCAACCCCGUGCCUUACUGGGAAGUUCAGCCCAUCACCUUCCGCUGCGUCUUCAACCGCUCCGCCAUCCAGCUCGGCAACUACAGGAAGAAGUAGAGGCGUGUCCUGCGUGCCUCCGCAAGGAAGUGUGUGUUUGUAAAUGAUUGUGUGAAAGUUUUCUAAGUAUGCGUGUUUGACUAAAGCCCCACAACACUGACCCCCACCAACAAUGCCUCCCCAACAAAUGACAAUGCCAUUAUUCACAAACUUUAGUGGACUUUAACGCAACUUACCAUUUUUAUUGUAGCUUAAAGGUUGGUGCAACAGUAGUACACAAGGCUUACAGCAAACACCAGCAUAUUACGGUGAUGCUCUCACACACAGCACAUCAUUCAUAGAAACAGUUAGGCAAGCACUAACAUUGCAAAUAUGUUCUUGCAUACAUGUUAUUUUCAUUUAGCAGAUACAUUGAACUACAGAGGUGAUUUUUAACCGAAUGGAGAAUGUUUAAAAACCCACUUUAAGUCAACUUUCUUGACCUUUAGCCAUUGUAUGAAUUUUAACAAACCUGGCCUGUAGAGCAGGCAGCAAGGGGUUAACAUGUGUUUUAAAAUACCUUUAACAACUGGUAUAGUAGAAUGUACUAGAUAUUACCUGUGUACUAGGAAUAGCAUUCAGAGUGUAUUGUUAUCAUGCUGCACUCCUUGAAAGAACUUUGAAUUUCUAUUUCUAUUGUAAUCAAUUCAAGUAGGGAUAAAAGCAACCGUGUCUUCUUUCA
Messenger RNA from Eleginops maclovinus (Patagonian blennie), 2128 nucleotides. It is a transcript of the gene dcn, whose product is annotated as decorin. The coding region runs from base 364 to 1467 and encodes 367 amino acids. The record is from RefSeq and is a predicted model, not a curated record. Lineage: Eukaryota; Metazoa; Chordata; Actinopteri; Perciformes; Eleginopidae. Gene Ontology annotation, molecular function: protein binding. The transcript has 8 exons.